Chlorocebus sabaeus (green monkey) is the source of this 860-nucleotide messenger RNA. Its product is annotated as ferritin heavy polypeptide-like 17. NCBI's taxonomy places the organism in Eukaryota, Metazoa, Chordata, Mammalia, Primates, Cercopithecidae. Gene Ontology annotation, cellular component: cytoplasm. Gene Ontology annotation, molecular function: ferric iron binding; ferrous iron binding. The record is from RefSeq and is a predicted model, not a curated record. Gene Ontology annotation, biological process: intracellular iron ion homeostasis; iron ion transport.
CGCGCUCCUCCCUAACGGUCGCCACCGCCCACUUCUGGUUUCGUCGCACACCCGCCUUUCACCAUCCGCCAUUCUUGUCACCUCAGCCGCUACCCUCGCUACCGCACCGAGUUCGCCCGUGUGCUCGCCCGCACCCGCGCUGCCCGCCAUGGCCACCGCCCAGCCGUCGCAGGUCCGCCAGAAAUACGACACCAACUGCGAGGCCGCCAUCAACAGCCACAUCAGGCUGGAGCUCUACACCUCCUACCUGUACCUGUCCAUGGCUUUCUACUUCAACCGGGACGACGUGGCCCUGGAGAACUUCUUCCGCUACUUCCUGCGCCUGUCGGACGACAAGAUGGAGCAUGCCCAGAAGCUUAUGAAGCUUCAGAACCUGCGCGGUGGCCGCAUCCGCCUUCACGAUAUCAGGAAGCCAGAGCGCCAAGGCUGGGAGAGCGGGCUAGUGGCUAUGGAGUCCGCCUUCCACCUGGAGAAGAACGUCAACCAGAGCCUGCUGGAGCUGUACCAGCUGGCCGUGGAGAAGGGCGACCCCCAGCUGUGCCACUUCCUGGAGAGCCACUACCUGCACGAGCAAGUCAAGACCAUCAAAGAGCUGGGUGGCUACGUGAGCAACCUGCGCAAGAUGUGUUCCCCGGAAGCCGGCCUGGCUGAGUACCUGUUCGACAAGCUCACCUUGGGCGGCCGCGUCAAAGAGACCUGAGCCCAGAUUGGCCCCACAGCCACGGGGUCCCUUCCCUGGGUCGGGCCACCAGGCGGGGCGUGCAUGUUACCCUUUCAGAACGUUCUCUUCAGUUUUAUCUUUCAGUUUUACCGUUGUUAGCAAUAAAGUUAUCUGGUUCUCAAAGCAAUAAAGGUGUCCA